AUGGAAACCGUGCCUGACUAUGCGGCGAGUCUACAUUCGUCUCCCGAGGAUGAGACUGGCAAAGACGAGAUGAACGACUACUCGGACGAGGAGACGCGUUCGUUCGUUUACGAAGAGAAGAAUGUGGCAGAGGAUGAAAACUGCUCAUCUUUAGGGGAGGAAGAAGAGGAGGAGGAGAAAGAAGAGGAGGAGAAAGAAGAGGAGGAUAUUGAGAGUGAACAUGAAGAGCAGGACGAAGCUGUUCUUGAAGACAUGAGAAAACUGCAGAACAACUAUAAGCUGAGAGGAAAAUUCAGGCUUAUCAACCGCGUCGGAGAGGAAACCUCGAGCAAAGACGAAGAGAUAUGUGCUCUCAAGAAAAUCUACGUCACAAGCAGUCCUUCCAGGAUCUUGAACGAGCUCCAAAUUCUGUAUGACUUGCGUGGAGACCCGUCGGUGUGUCAUAUCAAAGCAGCGUUCCGGCUCGAUGAUCAGGUCAUUGCUGUGCUGCCGUACUUCCCACACACAGAUUUUCGGCUGAUGUUUCGUACCUUCCUUGUCGAGGAUAUGCGGCACUACUUCAAGUCCCUACUGGGUGGCCUUGCUUUUGUGCACAGUCGGGAAGUUAUUCACAGGGACAUCAAGCCUACGAACUUUUUGUACAACCCAAAGCUUCGUCGGGGUGUUCUAGUAGAUUUUGGCCUCGCGGAGUACGAAAGUGACGGUAUAGGCUGCUUAUGCAAAGAUCCCCGGAUGUCUUAUACCCCCAAGAUCGAGAAAAUUAUGGAAGCCGCCCAGGGCGGGCCGUCACAGGCCCCAGCUGGAUAUCCAAGGAACGACUCUAGGCCCUCCCGACGGGCCAAUCGCGCAGGGACUCGUGGGUUCCGUGCCCCAGAGGUGCUGUUCAAAUGUCCCUGCCAAAGCACCAAGAUUGAUGUCUGGUCAGUUGGAGUGAUUCUCCUCACAUUCAUGGCCAGGCGAUUUCCAUUUUUUCAUUCAUUGGAUGAUGCGGAUGCCCUCAUUGAGAUAGCAUGCAUCUUUGGAUACCGCAGAAUGCAACGGGCUGCGGCAGAACACGGUCUGGUGUUCGACACGAACAUCCCGUCUAUUGGAGAAAAGGGCUAUACUCUGGCGAGAAUAAUACUAUGGUCAAGCUGUCUCGAUGAACUGACUGGCAGAGAGAAGCAAGCUAUACGGCUUUUGAACCAUCUUCUUGACCUGAGCCCAAAAACUAGAUAUACCGCGGCGCAGGCGCUACAACACAGUUUCUUUCAGAACCCACAGGGCGAUGACCUUCCCUGGGGAGCAGACGAUCCAGCACAGAUGGCGCCCGCCGACGAAGCUAACGACGAGACUGCAUGUGACGCAGGGGACGACGUGAAACUGAUCUAG
Microsporum canis CBS 113480 is the source of this 1371-nucleotide messenger RNA. RefSeq names its product serine/threonine protein kinase Hsk1. Gene Ontology annotation, molecular function: protein serine/threonine kinase activity; ATP binding. The record is from RefSeq and is a predicted model, not a curated record. The transcript has 4 exons. Gene Ontology annotation, biological process: protein phosphorylation; mitotic DNA damage checkpoint signaling. Lineage: Eukaryota; Fungi; Ascomycota; Eurotiomycetes; Onygenales; Arthrodermataceae. Gene Ontology annotation, cellular component: nucleus. The coding region runs from base 1 to 1371 and encodes 456 amino acids.